Messenger RNA from Triticum turgidum subsp. durum (durum wheat), 2055 nucleotides. Lineage: Eukaryota; Viridiplantae; Streptophyta; Magnoliopsida; Poales; Poaceae. The record is from the annotation of a GenBank genome assembly.
AUGUCGACGGCAUUCUUGCUGCCCGCGGUGCUCCUGGUGGCAGCGGCAGUGGCAGCCACCACGGAGGCAACCAAGAACCUCGUCGUGACUCGUGGCUGCGUGACGAGCUGCGGUGGCGUGGACAUCCCCUACCCCUUCGGCAUCGGCAGCGGCUGCUUCCGCAAGGGCUUCGAGAUAGAGUGCAUCAAGAACAGCCCUGUGCUUGCCGGCACGUCCAUUCACGUGGUACACCUGUCGGGGGAUCCUGCAGAGUCGCUGGUGAUGCUCCCUGUUGGGUGGCGGUGCUACAACACAAGCAGCCCAGACAAGGUCGAGGCCAGCAGCCAUGGUGAGACGGAGAUGAACAAGCAUGGUGUGUACCGCCUGUCCAACACGCACAACAUGCUCGUCAUCCUAGGCUGCAACACCAUGGGCAACAUUGGGAGCGUCAGAACCACGCGUGACGUCGACGAAUACUCCUACUACAUGGGGUGCAUGACCUUCUGCAACUACUCGGCGACCGCGCAGGACGGCCUCUGCGCCAGUGUCGGGUGUUGCCACGUUGACAUCCCGCCGGGGCUCACCCACAACUACUUCUAUUUCCGUGUGUACGACCACACCGGCAUGAUGGACUUCAGUCCAUGCGACUACGCCUUCCUCGUCGACAGGACCAACUACACCUUUCGGCGCUCUGACCUCCUCAGGGACACAAACCGGACCUCACCGGUGUGGCUGGACUGGGCCAUUCGCGGCGAUGAUGACUCUACCUCAUUAUCAUGCGCUGAAGCGGCCAAGGCCACGACAACGGAGUAUGCCUGCGUCAGCAAUCACAGCGACUGUGUCAACGCCACCAAUGGGCCUGGUUACAACUGCAGAUGCUCCAAAGGCUACCAGGGCAACGCCUACCUUGUCAACGGCUGCAGCAACAUAGAUGAAUGUGCGGAUCCAGCAAAGUAUCCUUGCAAAGGUGUAUGCAGGGACACCGAAGGAUCUUACCAAUGCACCUGUGGUCCAGGUUAUGGGAGCGAUGACCCAAAAACUCAACGCUGCACUCCAAAGUUCCCACUUGCUGCACAGAUUUGCAUAGGUACAAUAGGUGGUACUCUUGUCAUCGCAUUUAUGGCAUUCGUCAUUAUUAUUCGGAAAGAGAAGCAGAAGACCAAAGAGUUCUAUGAGAAAAAUGGUGGUCUUACCUUAGAGAAAGCUAAAGUUAUAAAGCUUUUCAAAAAAGAGGAGCUCAAGCCAGUUUUAAAGAGUAGCAAUUUAAUUGGAAAAGGUGGCUUUGGUGAAGUUUACAAGGGGGUUGUUGAUGACAUACUAGUCGCAGUAAAGAAACCAAUUAGUGGUAAUGUGCUGGAGAACAAGCAAUUUGCAAAUGAAGUCAUCAUCCAAUCCCAAGUCAUCCACAAGAACAUUGUUAGGCUCAUAGGUUGUUGCCUAGAAGUGGAUACCCCCAUGCUAGUGUACGAGUUCAUUUCCAAAGGAAGUUUGCACGAUAUUCUUCACAGGGUUGACAACAAGGAGCCUCUCAACUUGGAUGUGCGUCUAAGCAUUGUUGCUGAAUCUGCACAUGGUCUAGCUUAUAUGCAUUCACAGGCCCAUACCAAAAUCCUGCACGGUGAUGUUAAACCAGCAAAUAUACUCUUGGAUGACAAUUUUAUGCCAAAGAUCUCAGACUUUGGCAUAUCAAGGUUGAUUGCAAUAGACAAGGAACACACUGCAAAUGUCAUUGGUGACAUGACUUAUAUGGACCCAGUAUACCUACAAACAGGCCUAUUGACUGAAAAAAGUGAUGUCUACAGUUUUGGGGUUGUCAUCUUAGAGGUCAUUAGCAGGAAGAAGGCCACUCAUUCUGACAACAACAGCUUGGUGACGAGUUUCCUGGAGUGCCACAAAGAGAAGAAGAAAGCAACCGAGUUGUUUGAUAAGGAAAUUGCAACCACAGGAAAUUUGGAGCUUCUUGACACACUAGCAGGGAUUGCUGUGGGAUGUCUCAACCUUGAUGUGGAUCAAAGGCCAUCAAUGACAGACGUUGUGGCGCGCCUUCUCACAUUGAAUCGAUCAUGUAUGGUGUAA